AUGUCGUCUUCUAGGCCGUCAGGGUCUACAAAGGGGCUCACGAUUGCCCCGAAAGGGGGAGUGACUGGCGCUAAUACUGGGGCGAGACAGAGAACCUUUAGUUCUGGGAGACAACAAAAUUAUAGACAGGAUUGUGUUAGGAGAAAAGAACAAUUAGUAGUGUCUACUCCUUUAAAGAAAGUAUUCGUGGUCGAAUGGGAAUAUGAGUCCUAUGUAGUUCGAGUCAAGGACAAGGAUACUUUAGUGAAUCUAGUGGUGUUAGACACCUUGGACUUUGAUGUGAUCUUGGGAAUGUACUGGCUAUCACCCUGUCAUGCCAAUGUGGAUUGUUAUCAUAAAUUGGUGAAAUUUUAUUUUCUCGGUGAGCCCUCAUUUAAUAUUCAGGGGGAUAGGAGUAAUGCUCUAACUAAUUUGAUAUCGGUCAUGUCUACUAGAAAGUUAUUAAGACAGGGUUGUUUAGGAUACUUGGCUGUGGUAAGGGAUACUCAGGCGAAGGUUGAAGAUAUAAGCCAAGUAUCGGUGGUGAAUGAGUUCAUGGAUGUAUUUCUCGAGGAACUACCAAGUUUGCCUCCCAAGUGA
This is a messenger RNA of Theobroma cacao (cacao), 579 nucleotides long. The record is from RefSeq and is a predicted model, not a curated record. NCBI's taxonomy places the organism in Eukaryota, Viridiplantae, Streptophyta, Magnoliopsida, Malvales, Malvaceae.